Molecule: messenger RNA, 1001 nt
Organism: Prorocentrum cordatum
Lineage: Eukaryota; Dinophyceae; Prorocentrales; Prorocentraceae
Source: the annotation of a GenBank genome assembly
AUGCCGUUCCACCCGGACCUGAAGAUCCUCGGGGCGCAUCUGGAGAACUCCAAUGCACCGAGCAAGCUUGUGUCCAUGAAGCUGAAGGACAUCCGCGCUGGCUACAAACUCGGCAAUUGCGUGUACGCCAGAUCGAAGGAGAUCCAGAUACCUCCAGAAGAAGGAGGUCCCAGCAUUGAGGGCGCCCGCUCCAAGAAGCCCCCGUCGGGCUACAGCGACCGCGACCUCCAGCAGCGCUUCGGCGCGACCAGGGGGGACGGCGGGGGCGUGACCAUGACGGAGGAGCAGGCCCGGCAGUUCCAGAGGAGCAUGCGCGUGGCGGAGCGGAAGGACAAGGACGAGAAGAAGGAGAAGGAGGAGAAGAGAGAGAAGGACGGCAGCUCCAGGACCAAGGGCCGCAGCCGCAGCCGGGACAGGGGUCGCGACAAGAGCCGAGAGAAGGGCCAGGAUAAGAGCCGCGAGAAGAGCCGGGAGAAGGGCAAGGACAAGAGCCGCGACAGGCGCGGCCUGGGGCCCGGGGGGUCCCCCCAUCCAGGAGAAAGAGCCGCAGCCGCUCCCGGAAGAGCCGCAGCCGCUCCCGGAAGAGCCGCAGCCGCUCCCGGAAGAGCCGCAGCCGCUCCCGGAAGAGCCGCAGCCGCCCCCGGAAGAGCCGCAGCCGCUCCCGGAAGAGCCGCAGCCGCUCCCGGAAGAGCCGCAGCCGCUCCCGGAAGAGCCGCAGCCGCUCCAAGAGCCGCAGGAAAGGCAGCAAGAGCCGCAGCCGGUCCAAGAGCCGCAGGAAAGGCAGCAAGAAGGGCAGCCUGAGCCGGCGGAGGUAGCCCGCGGCGAGGCUGGCCUAGGGUCUUGCCAGGGCCCCCUGAACCAGGGCAUUGCUAACCAGGACCUCGAAGAAAGCGAGUUGGAGCGCGCCAGUGUCUUGCAGUAUGUCAAAGUCCCCGCUCAGGGGGCCAUGAUCUCGGGGCAUAAAGUGCCAGAGAGGGGCCACCUCUGGGGGAGUAUCCGCC